ACGUCUCCGGCCUGGAUGCGCCGCGCCUGCAAAGGAAUGAAGGCCGCCGAGCUGCACGUCUAGAAUCAUGAAGCUCGAGACCGAGAAGUACGACAUGGAACAGAAGGAGCAGAGACAAGCCUAUGACUUGAAGGAGUUGGCCGAGAGAGAGAAGCAGGUCAAGAAACAGAGGGCUCUGAAGAAGGGUCUCGACCCAACAGAGGCCGAGGGCAAGCAUCCGCCUAAAAUUGCCACGUCGAGCAAAUUUGAUCGCCGCGUGGACCUCAGGUCCUAUGAUGAGAGAAGACAGCUGUACAGGAAGCCGCUGCCGCCGCCGCCGGAGGUGAACAGAGUCGGAAAGAUCUGGCAGCCACCGGGCUACGAAGAGCUCGAAUCUGCCGCUCCUGCUGCCGCUCCUGCUGCCGCUCCCGCCCCGGUACCGGAUCCCUACCCCUACGAAGAGGUGGCGGCGGAGUAAACUCCCCCUGGAAGCCGCGUGCAUGAUCUGUGUGUGUAUAGUAGGUCGUCUCUUUCCGUCCAUCUUCGUAUCUUUGACGUCAGCUGUGACAGGAUUCCAGCAACAAGACCGACCGGAUUUUCCUCUGCCGCUUCCUUCGCUUCUCACACCGGGCGCCACCAUCGCCAUCUAUCGGUCGCAAACAAAGACUAUUCUCGCCGCUGAGUCCUAACGCCAGCUAACACACGGGGAGGCCGCGUAAAACCAAAAGGCUGAUAGCUGGUAACGGGUAUUCGCAGCCAGGAGCGUAUUUUGUUGUUCGACCCGAACUGGAUCUGCCCCCCCCCUCACCAACACUCACACAUCUUCGUAUCGUUGAUGCCUGUCUCAGCGAGUGUCUCUUCACACAUAUGCCUGGGCAUCGAUCCAUCUCAUACGUAUAGUAAACAGUAUAGCUAGCUGUUCGCAACUCUAGCGUUGUGUAAAAGUCCGUGUUGCCUCGCCGAACUGUGCGAGCAACUUCAACUAAUUAUCAGUUGUAGUUUUUCGAUUAGCUUAUUAUCAAACAAUGUUGUGUUAAACAUAUCGAAUAAAGUUUUAUUUGGCAUUUAUAUCUCAAA
Messenger RNA from Priapulus caudatus, 1056 nucleotides. Its product is annotated as troponin T-like. Bases 68 to 457 code for a protein of 129 amino acids. The transcript has 7 exons. Gene Ontology annotation, biological process: regulation of muscle contraction; muscle contraction; sarcomere organization. Lineage: Eukaryota; Metazoa; Priapulida; Priapulimorpha; Priapulimorphida; Priapulidae. The record is from RefSeq and is a predicted model, not a curated record. Gene Ontology annotation, cellular component: troponin complex. Gene Ontology annotation, molecular function: tropomyosin binding.